This is a messenger RNA of Spodoptera littoralis (African cotton leafworm), 1035 nucleotides long. The record is from the annotation of a GenBank genome assembly. Lineage: Eukaryota; Metazoa; Arthropoda; Insecta; Lepidoptera; Noctuidae.
AUGGACUUCUUUUCGGAAAUAAUCGGCGAAACAGUGAUUCUUGGUAUUGAUACCCUGAUUUUGGGGUUCUGUGUGAAACAGCUGAGUAAAUGUAAACAUAUCCUAAACGCCCUACAGACGGCACCAGUUUUAGACAUAGAUUCAACAUUGAAUAGGGAAAUAAACAAAUACUCGAACAAUACCAUCCCAUAUGUGGUGAUCAGAGGCCUAGUGAAACCUCUGGGCAACCCUAUCACCAGCAACUAUAACAACUCUGUUACUGGAGUUGUGCAAAGGCUCACAAUCAAAGAGCAUGUGAUAGCCAGAACAUCUGCGGGUUUCUGGUCAGACCAAACUCGCACAAUACAUGAAGUGUGCAACUCCACACCGUUUGUACUUAGCAAUGGAAAGCACAGCAUUGAGGUGGUGGAUGCUCUGGCUGCCGAGUUACUUGACAUGGAUGUCAUUUCGGAUAAGUUUGAGCCAAUGUCGCCCGGUGUCAUUGAUCAUGUGUGGGGUUUCUUCUCCGGCGUUCGACAGCGAGGGCUGCAGACCAUGGAGGAGAUGCUUCGCGACGGGUCUUACAUCACGGCCAUAGGGGAGCUCAGCAGAAGUAGCUCUGGGGAGAUGAAGAUACAGCCACCGAAAGAUGGCCUCCCCUUGUAUUUGACUACAGCUACUAAGUCAAGCUUAUUGAAGCGACUAGCUAGCUCGCGCGACUUUUUGAGGGUGCUACUAGUAAUCUUCGGCACGGUAGCGGCGGCGGCAUCAUGUCGCGUGGCGUACAAGUAUAUGAAGCGUCGCCGACGCCGCGCUCUCGAGGACUCCAUGAAGAAGCAACUCGCUGCCGGACGACGCGAGCGGAGGGCGCAUGCGCGGGAGAAGAACCUUGCUGAUGUACAACUUUGUGUAGUUUGCACAGAAAACCCUAAAGAGAUAAUCCUACUUCCAUGUGGACAUGUAUGUCUCUGUGAGGACUGCUCAGACAACAUCACAGACCACUGCCCCAUCUGUCGGGAGAAGAUAGAAUCCAGAGCGCCUGCCUUCAUUACGUAG